UAUAGGAACGAGGGAAAGUCCUAUCCAACUUGUAUAAAAAUAAUGACUCUCAGGCAAGAGAAUUCAGAAACAGACUUCAGACUAACAGAGUAACUUCUUGGUUGAGUUUAACUGAAGCAUUUAUUUCAAAGAUGGCUCAUUGUAAACUGUUUAUUGUUGCUGUGGCAUUGCUUCUAACUUUGAACAUGUUCAGUGAACAAGUAUCAGCACAAUAUCAAGACUGCUGCAUGUCCUAUUCCAAAAAGCCAUUGCCAUGCCGAGGGAUUCGGGGAUACUCAAUACAGUCUGUCAAGGAUCUGUGCAAUAUUGAAGCAGUAAUUUUUCACACCAUUAGAGGCAAGAAUAUAUGUGCCGACCCUGCUCAGAAAUGGGUGAUGGACCGAAUCUCAUGCCUUAAUAACAGGGUGAAGAGAAUGGCCUAAACAGAAGUCCAAGACUCACGCUGCCAAGCAAAAACUAGAAAAGUUAUUUAAAUGAAUAUGUAACUAUAUUUUAUGUUUAUUAAUUUAAUAUAAAUGCUUUACAAUGGUUUUUUUUUAAUUGUAUACAAAAUGUGUAACAAUAUCUUACUUUGUUAAGGUUUAAAAUAUUUAAUAUAAUCUGUGCUAUAUUUACAUACAUUUAUGCCUUGAAUUAGUCAGAUGAUCUUGAGAUGUGUAUGUCUAUGGAUCUUCAAAUUGAAAAUCCCUAUGUAUUGUGCUGUGUAAAUGUGAAAAGGAAACUUCAUGUUAAAACUCUAAAAUUAUUUGAAUUUAUAUUUAUAUUAUUUAUAUUACUAAAUUAUAUGUUUUUUUCUGUGCUGGAACAAAUAUGUAUCUAUUAGCUAUUGUCUCAUAAAGCAUAUUGCUUUGUUUAACAAAAAAUGUGAAGUUUUAAAAACUUAAUAAGUGUGUCCUCAGUGGUUUAUAUCCACUCACUAUUGUGGAAUGCAUAUCUGCUGUGCAGUACUGAAUUCCUGUUGAAUUCAUUUUCAUCCAACAUUUUCUGCUAAUAAAUUCUAAAAUAUGUAAAUACUGUAUUGCUGUAUAUUGCUUUAUUUUCCCAAACAAAACAAGAUGAUUCUUUCAAAAGCUUGGGAAAAUCCUUUUUUUCUCAAUUUCUGAUCACUGUUAUGAUGUUGUGACUGGGUGGAUGGUCCCUAUUUUUACUUAG
Acipenser ruthenus (sterlet) is the source of this 1152-nucleotide messenger RNA. RefSeq names its product C-C motif chemokine 20-like. The record is from RefSeq and is a predicted model, not a curated record. NCBI's taxonomy places the organism in Eukaryota, Metazoa, Chordata, Actinopteri, Acipenseriformes, Acipenseridae. The transcript has 4 exons. Gene Ontology annotation, biological process: cellular response to interleukin-1; positive regulation of ERK1 and ERK2 cascade; G protein-coupled receptor signaling pathway. The coding region runs from base 132 to 422 and encodes 96 amino acids. Gene Ontology annotation, cellular component: extracellular region. Gene Ontology annotation, molecular function: CCR chemokine receptor binding; chemokine activity.